AACUUCAAACCAGUGAUGGCCAUUUUGGUAAACUGAAUGAUAAAUUUUUCUAAAUUCAAUCUCUUAACCAAUCCUAAAAAAAAAUCCAAAAACUAGUAAUCUAUGACAAUUUACAAUAACAAAAAAGUUCAUAACUCUAAAUAAAUUUUUAAAUCGAAAAUCUGCACAAUGCCUAUACUAAAGAUCAAAGCUCGUCAAAUAUUUGAUUCCCGAGGAGAUCCCACCCUCGAAGUCGACAUGAUAACAGAUAUUGGAUUAUUGAGAUCAUCAGUUCCUUGCACACUUGCCCCAAAUCCGAACGAAGCUGUAGACCUCAGAGAUGGAAUCGAAACAUCAUAUAAUGGCCGAUCAGUUUUCAAAGCAGUGGACAACAUAAAUAAUAUCCUGGCACCUGCGAUAUUAAAAUCGAAAUUGGAUGUUUGUCAACAGGGACAGAUAGAUGCGCUGAUGAUCAAACUCGACGGGACGGAAAAUAAAUCCAAAUUAGGUGCAAAUGCCAUCCUUGGAAUCUCGAUUGCUUGCUGCAAAGCUGGAGCUGCUAAAAAGGGACUUCCACUUUAUAAAUACAUUGCUCAAUUAGCUGAAAAUGGACGAUUGUAUAUUCCUGUUCCAGUAUUCACUGUCAUCAGUGGUGGAAAAGCUGCUAAUAAUGGGUUGCCCUUUGAAGCCUACAUGAUUAUGCCAAUAGGCGCUGUGAGCUUUGCAGAUGCGAUGAAAAUGGGAUCAGAGAUUUAUCGUGAGAUUGAAAGAAAAAUUUCGGAAAAACAAGAAAAGAAAUUACCACUUCUUUCCAAUGGUGAAGGUGCCUUUGCUCCAGCUAUGGAAAAUGAGGAAGUCCUGACUUUGAUGGAUGAAGCAAUAAAGACAAUCGGUUAUGAUGGGAAGGUCAAACUUGCCCUCGACAUUGGUGCCUCUGCAUUCAACAAAGAUGGGAUGUACGAUUUAGCUUUAAAAUCUGACGACACUGAGCCAGAGGACUACUUAGAAACAGAAGCCCUAAAGGAGCGGCAUCUGGAACUCCUGACAGUAUUUCCGAAUAUAGUAUCUAUCGAAGAUCCCUUUGAUCAGGAGGAUUGGGAUGGUUGGCCUCUGCUUGCUGAUCAACCUAUUCAGAUCGUAGCAGAUGAAUUAACUGCCAUGAAUGUGGAAAGGAUUGAGGAAGCAGUUGAGAAACAAGCAGCCAAUUGUCUGCUAAUAAGACUCAUACAAAUUGGAACAAUAACAGAAGCUAUUAAUUGUUGUAAAAUGGCGAGGCUCAACGGGUGGGGCACCAUGGUCUCUGCAGGUUUUGGAGAAACUGAGGAUGCCUUUAUAGCUGAUUUUUCUGUUGGUGUUUCUUGCGGUCAAAUCAAGGUUGGGGGACCUUGCAGAUCUGAGAGGACAGCAAAAUACAAUCAGAUACUUCGAAUUGAGGAAGAAUUGGGAAAAUAUGCAAAAUAUGCUGGGAAUAAUUUUAGAAAUCCUUUUUCGAAUUAAUUGAAGUUUUGAAGAAAGAACAGUGAACUCUGGCUUACCAUCUCCUGUGCAGUAGAAUCCACGGAAUCUAUCGAAAUAAGUACUUUUAAAUCGCUCGUGGUUUCCAUAAAGUGUCCUCAUCAUUCCAGGCCAAGGUCUUCGGAAUACUAGGUAACCUUCACCCUCGCCUUCAAUUAUGUGGCCAUCCUCAUCCAGCAAUUCUGCUUGAACUCCGAAGAAAGGGAAUGUCUGAAAUUUCGAGAAUUGAGGGAUAAGAAGACUUAACAAGAAUACAAGUUGAAAUUAAUUGAACUUACGGCUGAUCCUGGUUUCAUUGGAGUCGCUCCUGGAAGAGGAGUUAUCACAUGACCUCCAGUUUCCGUUUGCCAAAAAGUGUCUGCUAUACUGCAUUUUCCAUGACCAACUAAGUUAUAAAACCACAGCCAGGCUUCUGAAUUUAUUGGCUCUCCGACUGAUCCAAGAACCUGGAAGACAAUAUAGGAGCUGAGAUUGUGUUUUUUUACGAAAUCAUCUCCAAACUUCAUCAGAGACCUGAUAGCAGUUGGAGCUGUAUAGAAUUGUGUGACUUUAUACUUGUCAACUACUGACCAAUACCUAUCGUUUGUUGGAUAGAAGGGUGUGCCUUCAAACUGGAGAAAAAUCAUUGUUAGACUCAAAUAUGUCUACAUUAUUGUUUUCUAUCAAAUUAUUAUACUAACUAAAACUGAAGUUGCUCCAUUGGCCAGGGGUCCAUAAACGACAUAAGUGUGUCCUGUGAUCCAACCUAUAUCCGCUGUACACCAAUACACAUCACCCGGAUGAUAAUCAAAGACAUACUUGAAAGUAGUUGCUGCAUAAAUGAAAUAUCCCGCUGUCGUGUGAAGAACUCCUUUAGGCUUUCCGGUAGAGCCGCUAAAACAGUUGCAUUGAAACGUCAUUAUUAAUUAAGCCAUCUUAUCAAUUAAUUAAUUAAAAUUUCAUGUUUAACUAUUACUUUAGAAAAAUAAUUGUUUGAAGAACAAGAAAAAAAAUCUGUCUCAACCCGAAUUUGAACCGGAAAAACCACUAUGCAAAAGUGAAGCGUUAACCAGUUAUGACACCGAGGCGUUAAUUUUUGUUAAAGAUUAGGAUAGUUUAAAAUACGUGUAUUUGCAGCCACU
Molecule: messenger RNA, 2615 nt
Organism: Belonocnema kinseyi
Lineage: Eukaryota; Metazoa; Arthropoda; Insecta; Hymenoptera; Cynipidae
Product: enolase-like
Exons: 4
Coding region: 169-1476 (435 amino acids)
Biological process (GO): glycolytic process
Cellular component (GO): phosphopyruvate hydratase complex
Molecular function (GO): phosphopyruvate hydratase activity; magnesium ion binding
Source: RefSeq, a predicted model, not a curated record